AUGCCUGGUGACUCAGUUACUAUAGAAGGUUUUGCUGGGGAUUUCAGACCAGGAACAUCGAUGAAGAUCUACUAUCAACUUUCAGGCGGAACUCCUCAAUUAAUUAAUAACUUUGUUUCCAAUGCAAAUCUAGUUACAGAUACAUUUAGAUUCACAAUUAAUGUUCCAAACGAAGUUACACCACAAUCAUUGCGAAUAUGGUCAGAUGUUGAUGGAAAUACAGCAGCAAUACUCAAUACAGGAUAUAGUGUUAUUAAUCUCAGACCAACACUUAAGAUUACAAAUAAAGUGAAUCAACGAUAUUACAACCGCAGAUUCAUUGAUCUUGAAGUUACAGUUUGGGAUAACACUCGAGUCAUGCUUUGGUAUUGUAUCGAUGGUGGUAGAGAAAUUAAUCUUACUGACUAUAUUGAUUGUAAUGGUGUUGCUCAAAACAUUGAAACUCAAAUCGAACUUCCUCCAGGUGCAUAUGAAUUCGGGUCGCAUAAAAUGUAUAUCUUUGUUAGAGAUGAAUUUGGAGCAGAAUCAGCUGAUACACCAUAUGACUUUGUUCUUUAUAACCAAAAUGCACCAGACAUGGUCAUUAUCAGUGUUGACACUGUUGAACAAUAUGAAACCCAAGAUGUUGUUCUUUUACAAGGUAAAGUCAUAGAUCUCGAUGUCGGAGAUAAGAUUUCUGUCAAUUUCCAGUUAAAUAGACAAGGAUAUUCAGAAAUAUACAAGACAAUCGCUACAGGUGAGUGGCAAUUCUUCAAUUAUACUUUCACAGUUCCUAAGAAUGAUGGACUUCUUGUUGUCACAUUCCAAGCCAAAGAUAAUUGGACAGCUGCAUCAAGAAUAUCAAGACAUAACUACAAAGUUCGUCGUACUAGCGGAAUAUCCUUUAGAACAUCUCUUCCAUCAUAUGCAGAACCAUCUCUUCAGAUUGAAAUCAACGGAUAUUACACCAGAUCAUCAAUUCCUCCUCAGACAAAAGUCCGGUUGCGAGGUCAGUUUGAGAAUUCAGGAACAAGAUUUUACAUUGAUGUAUACACAUUGCAUAACUCAAUGAGUGACAAAGAUUUCAAAUGGAAAUUCACCAUUCCAGAUGAUAAGGGAACUGGAAAUCUUCUGAUUGAUAUUGUCAAAGAAGAAAAUGAAACUGAAGUUUUUGGAAGUUUCAACUUAACAGUCAAUUCAAAACCAACAUUGAAGAUAUUAAAUAGUCCUUCUGAAAGAUAUUCAUCGCAUGCAUUUAUUGGUCUCGAUCUUGAAGUUAAUGAUGAUAGCAAAGCAAACAUAAGAUAUCGAAUAGAUGAUGGCAAUGAAAUCAACUUAGCUGAUUUCAUUGAUUUAAAUAACCAAAUACAAACAAUUAGAAAGCAAAUUGAAAUCAAACCACGUGAUAUCUCAUACAUGAAACACACUAUUUACAUUUAUGCAGUAGAUGAAUUUGGUUUAUCUUCAAUCGAAUCUAACUUCAGUUUCUUCUAUUACAAAGCAAAUUCACCAGAGUUGAGACUUCUUAAUUAUGAUGAUAUUCAGGAUAAAACAUUUUAUUUAACAGAUAGUAUUGAUAUGAAAUUACUAGUUAAUGAUGCUGAUCUUGAAGAUGAUCUCACUGUUCGAAUGAGAUUUGAUUUUGACAAUUUCAAAGAUAUUCAUACAUGCUAUUCAAACAACAGAAAUAUCUGCAGCAACUUCACUUCAUCAAUAAAUGUUCCUAAAGCUGUUGGAAAGCAUGAAAUUGUCCUUCAAGCAUUCGAUAACAUGAAUUUCUCAUCAAAAGAUGUUUUACUUCAAUUUAACGUCAUAAAACACAAUGUUGUUCCGGCAAGAACAUUGCCUCCUUACCCAGUUCCCUCUUAUCUCCCAGAGCAUUACACAGGACUGAGGACAUACAGGAUGUUCAACACUUCAACACAAAUAAUGACAACAGAUAUAAACGGUGAUCCAUAUGUUACAUACACAUACAUAGAACAACUCAUCGAAAUUGAAGUUGUGGCCGAACAAAAUGCAACCUCCGAAUCAGUUGCAAUUGGAUUCUUAGAGACCAAAUUUGGCAAAUACAUUCUAUGGCCAAUCAUUGCUGCUGCUAUUCUUAUCAUCACCAUAACUGCAAUCCUUAUUUUCAUAUAUUUGAAGAAGAAAGAGAAAGAAAGUUCAUCAACAGAAGUUAAUGAUCAGAUGGAGAUGGAAGCAGAAACUAUCCAAUUCACAAAGACUGAAGAAAAUAUGACUACAAAUGAUAAUCCUUUGUACAAUGUCUCAACAGCUGAUGAUCCUUUCCAUGCAGAUUUCGAAGAAAAUGAUAGGAUGACAGGAGUCAAAGAUGAUGGCAUUGUUGAUCUAUCAUCAGGAAAUGACAAUGAUGAUGAAGAUAUAUGCAAUAUUCAAUUAUAA
This is a messenger RNA of Trichomonas vaginalis G3, 2382 nucleotides long. RefSeq names its product ribonuclease H protein family. NCBI's taxonomy places the organism in Eukaryota, Parabasalia, Trichomonadida, Trichomonadidae. The coding region runs from base 1 to 2382 and encodes 793 amino acids. The transcript has a single exon. The record is from RefSeq and is a predicted model, not a curated record.